CGGGGAUGGUGCCGUGAGGUGUGAUGUCCAGGGUCAGAAAUGCCUUAUGUGGAUCGCCAGAAUCGCAUCUGUGGUUUCCUAGACAUUGAGGAAAAUGAGAAUAGUGGGAAAUUCCUGCGGCGGUACUUCAUCCUGGACACACGGGAGGACAGCCUGGUGUGGUACAUGGAUAACCCACAGAAUCUUCCCUCUGGAUCUCCACCUGCUGGGGUCAUUAAACUUACCUAUAUUUCAAAGGUUAGCGAUGCAACUAAGCUGAGGCCAAAGGCAGAGUUCUGUUUUGUUAUGAAUGCAGGGAUGAGAAAAUACUUUCUACAAGCCAAUGAUCAGCAGGACCUAGUUGAAUGGGUAAAUGUUCUGAACAAAGCUACCAAAAUCACAGUACCAAAGCAGUCUGAUCCUCUCUGCCAAAUGGAUAAUGCAAAUCGUCAAGCUGAAAGCCCAGGUGGAAAGAAGCAAGUCUCUUACAGGACAGAAAUUGUUGGUGGUGUUCCCAUCAUUACACCCACCCAGAAAGAAGAAGUGAGUGAGGGCAGUGAAGGGGCUGACAGGAAUUAUUUGAAGCGUUCACAAAGUCACCUUCCUUAUUUUGCUGCUAAGCAUCCCCCAGAUAAUGCCAUUAUCAAAGCUGGCUACUGUGUCAAACAAGGAGCAGUGAUGAAGAACUGGAAGAGAAGAUACUUUCAAUUAGAUGAAAACACAAUAGGAUAUUUCAAGUCUGAACUGGAAAAGGAACCUCUCAGGGUUAUACCACUUAAGGAGGUCCAUAAAGUUCAGGAGUGCAAACAGAGUGAUAUAAUGAUGAGAGACAAUCUCUUUGAAAUUGUAACAACUUCUCGAACCUUUUAUGUGCAGGCAGACAGCCCUGAGGACAUGCACAGCUGGAUCAAGGCCAUUUCUGGGGCCAUCGUGGCGCAGCGGGGGCCGGGCAGAUCGGCAGCUUCCGAGCAUCCCGAGCCUUCUCCCGAGCCCGGCCGUGCUGUCCGUGCUGCCGGCCCAGCCGCAGGCAGCUCACAUUCCACAGCCCCUCCCAGCAGCCCUGUGGUCCCAGCCCCUCACCCCAAACCCCCUGCCUUGGAGAAGCGAGGAUUUCACGAGUCUUUUACCAAGGCCAGGCCAAGGAGCUACAAGAUCCAGGCUGUCGCUCCAAGAGAAUCAACUUCCAAAGUGACUGAACGGGGCCCCUGGGAACCCCGGAGCAAAAAUGGCACUCAGGAACAGGAUCCUGGCCUUGUGGAUCUGGAUGAUGCAAGCCUUCCAGUCAGUGAUGUGUAGGGAUGGAAGUGUUUGGAGAAUGAUCCAUUUGUUCGGUCCUUUAAUUUCCUUGCUGGGACUUUGAACCAAAGAAAAUUCCAGGAAAUGAGAACAAAAAAAAAAAA
Ficedula albicollis (Collared flycatcher) is the source of this 1379-nucleotide messenger RNA. RefSeq names its product pleckstrin homology domain containing A1 (gene PLEKHA1). Lineage: Eukaryota; Metazoa; Chordata; Aves; Passeriformes; Muscicapidae. Gene Ontology annotation, molecular function: PDZ domain binding. Gene Ontology annotation, cellular component: membrane; cytoplasm. The transcript has 12 exons. The record is from RefSeq and is a predicted model, not a curated record. The coding region runs from base 40 to 1275 and encodes 411 amino acids.